Messenger RNA from Triticum urartu, 1035 nucleotides. The record is from RefSeq and is a predicted model, not a curated record. NCBI's taxonomy places the organism in Eukaryota, Viridiplantae, Streptophyta, Magnoliopsida, Poales, Poaceae.
ACUUGUGCACCAUCUGUACUUCCACUUGCAGGAGUGGCAAGCCAAUCAGCGGGAGAGGACUAAGGAAUGGCAUGCAUAUCGUCAGAAAGAGGAAGCCGAGGAGGAAGCAAAAUCAAGUGAAUACCGAGAGAUUGGGAUGCGUAUGAAAGCAUACCCACAGGAAGAAGUUUGUAAAGCUAGGGUUUUAGUUUCAAGUUUCAUAAGAGCUGGUGAAGAUGUUGAGAAGGUAAUUGAGAAGGCUGCUGAAAGAGGAGAGCUUACCGAGCUUGUUCUCAUGGUCAUUUGGAAUCGACUUGAUGUUGCUCGGCGUGAUGAUGAGAAAGAUGCCAUCAGAAGCCUUGAUCUCUUGUACAGAAGGGUAGAGACUGAGAUUUUAAGAAGUGAAGCAACUCCCGCCAUGAGAUUACUUGAUGAACUUCUGAAUAUUCAUGAUGGCUCUGACGAUGACAAAUGGCUCAAGGCAUGUAGAAAGCACAUGAUUGAAGUUUUUCCAAGAGAGGACCCAUUCACCAUGGUCUUUCCUCCUGGGUUCGACAUGGAAAAACAUGAUGGGCAGAUCAAGCUGCCUCCCCAGGACGAUGACGUGCUUCUGAGAGUUGACUUUGUGAGGGAAGUCGAUGAGUUGCUGAAAGAAGUUGAAGCUGAGCAAGAAAAGAGUAAGCUGCAAACUGGAUACGACCCAGAGUCUGUUGCGACCAUGUUGAAACAGCAAGAGAAGCUGCGGACUAUAUGUCAAGUGGAAGCUCUCUUGGAGUUGGCAGCCACCCUGAAAUGGUGAGGACUGAACAGUAUCGUUUACUCUCUUGUGCGUAGACCCUAGAAGGCAUCGACUUGCCCGGAUGAUUUCACUAGAUCAGCGCUUGCAAGCUGUUUCUUUGUGGUUUCUGCUAGUUAGAGCUUAGAAACUGUUAACUAUUCAUAGUAGAGACGUGCCAUUCCUCUUCUGCAAAAAAGAAAAAUGCAUACAUUAUAUGCGUGGAGAUACGUAGUGAUGUACAUUUGCACCAUUGAUAGUGGGUUCCUUGCAACUGGAUA